Messenger RNA from Impatiens glandulifera, 1124 nucleotides. Its product is annotated as inositol monophosphatase 3. Gene Ontology annotation, biological process: inositol metabolic process; phosphatidylinositol phosphate biosynthetic process; signal transduction. NCBI's taxonomy places the organism in Eukaryota, Viridiplantae, Streptophyta, Magnoliopsida, Ericales, Balsaminaceae. The coding region runs from base 16 to 909 and encodes 297 amino acids. The transcript has 12 exons. The record is from RefSeq and is a predicted model, not a curated record. Gene Ontology annotation, molecular function: inositol monophosphate 1-phosphatase activity.
CUCUUUCUUUGAGAAAUGGCGCAAAACAGUAGGACCCUCUACCGUUUCUUUCAAUCGCCUCCUUUACAUUCUUCAUAUAUGUCUACUGUUUUAUGCAGGGCGCGAUUGUAUUCACACUCAAAGUUCCUUGAGAUUGCAGUCGAUGCUGCGAAGAAGGCUGGAGAGGUGAUUCGUGAAGGGUUCUAUCAGACCAAGCACGUUGAGCACAAAGGCCAGGUGGAUUUGGUUACAGAAACUGACAAGGCAUGUGAAGAUCUUAUAUUCAAUCAUCUUAAGCAGCAUUUCCCUGACCACAAGUUCAUUGGAGAAGAAACUACUGCUGCUUAUGGUGUUUCAGAGCUGACCGAUGAACCAACAUGGAUAGUUGAUCCUCUUGAUGGAACAACUAAUUUUGUUCAUGGGUUCCCUUUUGUGUGUGUCUCAAUUGGCUUAACAAUUGGAAAAGUCCCCGUUGUGGGUGUUGUCUUCAAUCCAAUUAUGAAUGAGCUUUUCACUGGAAUUAGUGGUGAAGGUGCCUUUCUAAAUGGAAAUCCCAUAAAAGUGUCUUCUCAGUCGGAACUUGUUAAGGCUCUCCUUUGUGCUGAGGCUGGAACAAAACGAGAUAAGGCUACCCUUGAUGCAACUACCAAUCGAAUUAAUAACUUGCUUGCUAAGGUGAGAUCUAUUCGAAUGUGCGGUUCUUGUGCAUUAGACCUUUGUGGAGUUGCAUGUGGAAGGAUUGAUCUAUUCUAUGAAGUUGGAUUUGGAGGACCUUGGGAUGUAGCUGGUGCCGCCGUUAUUGUAAAAGAAGCAGGAGGAUCUGUAUUUGACCCUUCUGGAGGCGAAUUUGAUAUUACAGCUCAAAGAGUGGCUGCUACAAAUUAUGAACUGAAAUCUCUAUUCAUCAAGGCACUACAAGAAUCUGAAUGAAAUCUCUAAAACAGCUUGAGUGAAUAAUUGUUCAGGUUUUAACUGAACCCGAUUGGCCAAACAUUGUUUUCAAUCCAUUACAUGAACAAACAUUUUAGAAACAGUUCUCUCUACCAUUUAUAGAUGUCUACCAAUAAGUAUUCAUAUUGUAAUCUUUUGAGCAUGAAACUUUCAUUUUACUAAUUUUAUUUAUAGAAGCAGACCAAUUGCUACCA